Messenger RNA from Fragaria vesca subsp. vesca, 2278 nucleotides. RefSeq names its product cytochrome P450 704C1-like. Bases 437 to 1945 code for a protein of 502 amino acids. The transcript has 6 exons. The record is from RefSeq and is a predicted model, not a curated record. Lineage: Eukaryota; Viridiplantae; Streptophyta; Magnoliopsida; Rosales; Rosaceae. Gene Ontology annotation, molecular function: oxidoreductase activity, acting on paired donors, with incorporation or reduction of molecular oxygen; monooxygenase activity; heme binding.
AUGCAGCUCGUCCAGAUCAUCAUCCCCAUCGAGUCCGCCCACCUCACCGUCUCUUAUCUCGGCGACCUCGGCCUCCUCCAAUUCAAAGACGUAAUCUCUUUCCGAUUCUCUUUUUUCUCGUUUCAAUUCGAUUUGAUUUUCCUGCGAUUUUGGAAAUAGAGAAGUCAUUCUGUAAAUAGAGCAGUAUUUAUUGACGAGAGACAGUUGGGUGUCUAGAAGUUAGAGACGGAGAGGUUAUAACCUUACCCGAUUGGAAACGACAAAAUUGAAGUCCCAUGAAAGCUUAUUUAAUACUGAAUCCCAUGCCUAUGUCCAGUAGAGUACAGUCGCAAUUAUGACCACUUGGAAACUAUAUAUGUCUCAUCCGAAUGAUCCCUCUCAGGUUGUCUAGUUCUAACUUCAUUGUCAACUCCAAUAUCCCAUAAGAAUUUUGGUCAUGGAUUUUCUUCUUUCCACUCCUUUACCUCCCAUAGCAAUAAGUUUAGCAGUCAUGUUCCUUUUAGGAGUUAUUUUUCUGGGGAAGAAGCAGAACAAGAGAUACCCUCCAGUUGCCGGAACCCUCUUCCACCAACUGAAACACCGCCGCAAGUUGCACCAUUAUAUGACAGAGCUUGCAUGCAAGUACAGAACUUACAGGAUACUUGGCUUUUUUGGAUACACAGUCUACACGGCAGAUCCUGUAAAUGUCGAAUAUGUGCUCAAAACAAAUGCUGCUAACUAUGGCAAGGGAUAUUACCUGCAUAACAUUCUGUAUGAUGUGUUGGGCGAUGGGAUCUUUUCUGUGGAUGGGGACAAAUGGAGGCAUCAGAGGAAGGCAUCAGGCUCGCAAUUCUCAACAAAAGUACUUAGAGACUUCAGCGGUGAAAUCUUCAAGACCAAUGCAGUCAAACUUGCUAGCAGAAUUCAUGAAGCUGCAACCUGCGGCAAAUCAAUAGAGAUGCAAGUUUUGUUUUUGCAAUCAACCUUGGAUUCAAUCGUCAAGAUUCUACUUGGUAUCGAUCUAGAUACCAUGUCUGCAACAAACAAUGAAAAUAUCCGGUUUGCCAAUGCUGUUGCUUAUGCAAGCGGAUCUAUCAUUUAUCGUGUUGCUGAUGUCUUUUGGAGGAUCAAACGGUUCUUAAACAUUGGUACGGAAGCAGCGAUAAGAAGAAAUAUGAAAGUGUUGGAUGACUUUGUAUACAAUUUAAUCAACAUAAAGAUUGAAAAACUCCGUAAGUCAGAAGAACAAUACGAGCAACCUUUAAAGAGAAGAGACUUUAUUUCCAAACUAUUGGAAGCUAAAGAGACUGAUCCAAAGUACUUGAGAGACAUGGUCCUCAGUUUUAUUGCUGCGGGCAAAGACACAACUACUUCUGCUCUUUCAUGGUUUAUUUAUAUGAUGUGUAAGCAUCUUGAUAUACAAGAGAAGAUUGCACAGGAAGUUAGAGAAGCAACAGGUCUGAAUAAUACUUCAAGCGCUGAUGAAGUUGCAGCCAACCUUACUGAAGAAGCCCUUAAUAAAAUGCAAUACCUCCAUGCAGCCUUGACCGAGACACUGAGACUCUAUCCUGCAGUUCCAAUGAAUGCGAGGGUUUGUUUUUCUGAUGAUACCUGGCCAGAUGGACAUAGUGUGAGAAAAGGAGAAAUGAUCGUAUACCAACCUUAUUCAAUGGGCCGGAUGAAGUAUAUAUGGGGUGAUGAUGCAGAAGAGUUCCGGCCAGAGAGAUGGCUUGACGGAAAUGGCAAUUUCAAAGAAGAAAACCCUUUCAAAUUCAUAACCUUCAGUGCCGGUCCAAGAAUUUGUCUGGGAAAGGAUUAUAGUUAUCUGCAAAUGAAGAUAUUCUGUGCUGUGCUUUUAACCAAGUACAUAUUCAAGCUCACUGACGAGACAAAAGUGGUGGAAUACAGGACGAUGGUCACGCUCGAUAUCAAGAGACUUCAUGUUCAUGCCUUUCCAAGAGUUUGAGCAUUGUAAGAAAGUUGUAUCAGAUGUUAGUCUCAUAUUUGAAACAUCAAACUUGUGAUCAACAACUUCUUGUUGAUGAGCCUUUAAUCAAGGUAUAUGCAUCAUUUGGCAUUACAAUAAAUCAGUAAGUGAUGAUGGAUUUCAUGAAGUGUAUUUAAUUAUAAAUGAUUAUAAGAACACUGCAGAUAAGUAUAUGCAGUAAUUAAGUGUAUACUCUGGAUUUUGAUAUUUGUCUUCAAUUUCUUUGUGGAAUUAGUUUGCUCUGCAUUGAUUUAAUAGCUUGAGCAGAUUCAGUUGGUGUGUAUAUAUAUCAGUAGCAUCGACGGAUGGACA